AUGGCCUUACGUCGUUUCAUAGCUCGAAGGGGCCGCAUAAACAUUAUAUAUACUGAUUGUGGUACGAAUUUUCAAGGUUCAGCCAAUUUAUUAAAAGAGGUUGAUUGGGCAAAAGUCGAAGCAGCAACUAACAUAGUUCCACCAGCUAUCAAGUGGCGUUUUGUACCUCCACGUGCGCCCUGGUGGGGAGGAUGGUGGGAGCGCCUUAUAAAGGUAGUAAAGGAAAUGUUAAGAAGAAUCUUGGGAAAACAAUCCUUAACUUUGAUUGGAUUAUCAACAAUAAUUUGUGACUGCGAAGCAAUCAUUAACAGCCGACCAUUGACAUACGUAGCAACAGCUGAUGACUCUCUUAAACCACUUACUCCAAUGAUGUUUCUACAUCCCUUAGAUAAUAGUGAGAUGCCUGAUUUAGAUCUGAUUGAUGCAAAAAACAUAAAUAUUCGUUUACAAUAUCUAAACAAAUUACGUGCAGAUUUUCGACAACGUUUUAGAAACGAAUAUAUUGCUUUAAUUUGUAGUAAAGAUAGAUGUAAACAAAAUUUGCCGAAAUUAAACGAUAUUGUUCUUAUUGAAACUGACACUAGUCGGCUAUAUUGGCCAUUAGGUAUUAUAAAGGAGUUAAUUAUAGGUGCUGAUGGUAAUUGUAGAGUUGCAAAAGUACAAACCGCUACCGGUGAAUUGGUUAGAGCUGUACAAAGUCUUUACCCACUGGAAUUAACAACAGUUACAAACGAAUGGCACAGGGCCAGUCCAUCUACUAAUAGAAAUAAGACAGAGACUAACCCUAACAUUAAGGAUUAUAGUUCCCAGGCGACUUUGAAUUCGGACAUAAUAUCAUCUGAUUUACCUCGAACAUCUUCUAUUAGUACUAGACAUGGUAGAGUAAUUAAUGUUCCAAGAAGAUUCUUAGAUUAA
This is a messenger RNA of Parnassius mnemosyne (clouded apollo), 915 nucleotides long. The record is from the annotation of a GenBank genome assembly. Lineage: Eukaryota; Metazoa; Arthropoda; Insecta; Lepidoptera; Papilionidae.